GCGCGCUCGCUGCGCGUCUAUUGGAAAGAUGGCGUCCAAAAUGUUCGGUGGUCUCUGUUGAUGUUCCUGCAGACGCAAGUGACGAUGGCCACCAAGCCCGUCGAGUGGGUUUCGUCGCUCAUCACGCGUUUCGAAGAACAGCUGCCAUGCCGGAGUGGGCCCCAGACAACCCAUUCCCGGAUCAACGUGGAACAGAACAAGGAAUGCCUCAUCAACAUCAGCAAGUACAAGUUCUCCCUCGUCAUCUCGGGGCUCACCAAGAUUCUCCACUCGGUCAAUGAUGUGUUUGUCUACCAGAGGACGCACAGUUCAAUCCAGCCAGAGUUUGAGAAGAACUUCUACGAGUCGCAGCUCAUUGUGCUGGAUACACUCGAGAAAUGCCUCAGCAGGCAACCUAAGGAGACGACGCGGUACGACGAGACCAUGAACGUCAAGGCACUGCUCCGCGAGCUCUGCCAGUUUAUCGACAUGCCGGAUAGCCCCAUGGUGGUGCCACUCAAGAACUUGGCCUCCAAGGUUCUCUUUGCGCUGAGCCUCAACAACUUCAACGCUGUCUUCAACCGCAUAUCAGGCAGGCUACACGAGCUCUCCAAUGCCAACGAGGAGACGACAGACUUCAGUGACAUCGAGCUCAUCCAGCACAUCAAUGUUGACGUGGCCAGGCUAAUCAAGCUGCUGAAUGAGAUCAAUUCCAAGUUCCGGUCAUUGCGCAAGAAUGCCCAUCUCUGCCUCAUGAGCAGCCUAGAGAAGGCAAUUUGGAAUUGGAUGGACACCUAUCCGCACGAGUUCAUGGAGCUACAAAACAAGCCCAAUGAUGAGCUGGCAGAUGCGUGCGACCGCAUGUUCGAUGUGCUGGACAGCUUUGCGGAGAACAACAAGCGGCGAGCCCAGGCCUGGCCCCUGCAGAUCAUGCUGCUGGUCCUGUGCCCUAUCAUCUUGGAGGAAAUCGUGAAUGCUGACUCUGGGGCCCCCUGCUCACCACGCCAUCUGAAGAAAAGGCAAUUCAUCGACAAUGUCAAGAAAGCCCUGGUGCCUCACGGGACCAGCAAGCAGCUGACGGAAGCUGCAGCCGUGACGUGUGUCAAGCUCUGCAAGGCGUCCACCUACAUAAACAUCCUGGACAGCAACAACGUCGUCUUCGCCCUCGUCCAGGUGGUCAUCAACGACCUCAAGCUGCUGCUGUUCAACCCAGCCAAGCCAUUUGUGCGCAGCCAGGCCACAGUGGCCCAGGACGUGGAACUCAUGACCGACUGCUUUGUCUCCUGCUUCCGCAUCAAUCCACACAACAACGAGGCGCUCAAGGUGUGCUUGCACGCGGGUGGCCCCACGUGGACGUACCAGCACGUGCUGCUGGGCUCCCUGCUCCGGGUGGUGAGCCAGCCUCGGCUGGCCUGGUGGCCCCAGGUGGACCUGCUCUACUCCAAGGCCCCCGAGCUGCGGCACAUGUUCACCGAAACCCUGAACCGCGUCACCCAGGGCUUUGUGUCGCACGGGGGAAGCUCCUCGGGGGGACCCGCCAAGAUGAUCCCGAGCCUGACCCUGAAGGAGAAAGUGAGCACGCUCAAGUUCAAGGAGAAGACUGAGGAGCAACUCUCGUACAAGAACCUGCUGCUGCUCAUGGUCCGGCUCAUCCAUGCCGACCCCAUGCUCAUGCUCAACAGCCAGGGCAAGGCGGGCCACGAGGUGCAGAGCAGCACGCUGGAGCUGAUCAACGGUCUGGUGUCGCUGGUGCACCAGCCACCCAGCAUGCAGGACCUGGCGCAGGAGGCCAUGGAGGCCCUGCUUGUGCUGCACCUGCCCGAGCACAUUGAGCGCUGGAACCCCGAGGCACCCAUCAACACCUGCUGGGACCUCUCCUCACAGGCGCUGUUCUCCAUCUCUCAGAAGCUGAUCCAGCACCAGAUCAUCGGCUACACAGACGUACUGCGAUGGCUGCGUGAGGUGCUGCGCUGCCGCAAUGCCUUCCUGGCGAGGCACCGCGAGUACGCCAACUUGGGUUCCCACGUGCCAAUCUGCAAGCAGGCCCACAUCAAGCUCGAGGUGGUCUUCUUCAUGUACCUCUGGAGCGUUGACAUCGACGCUGUCCUCGUGGCCAUGUCCUGCUUUGCCCUGCUCUGCGAGGAGGCCGACAUACGGUGCGGACAGGACGAUCUGACCGUCACCUAUCUGCUGCCAAACUACCACGUCUACCAGGAGCUGGCCACUGCCAGCACGGUGCUCACUACUGGUCGAGCAGUGCUGCAGAAGAGGAUCAUGGCCUUGCUCAGGAAGAUAGAGCACUGCACCCAAGGCUGUUCCCUGGCCUGGGAGGACACGUUCAUGAACUGGGACGCAGUGACCAAGCUGCUGGUCAGCUACCCCAAGUCCAAGCUGGAGGAAGGCCAAAUGAUCUGCGAGUCGCUGCACCGCACCAUCGGCAAGCGGCGUGCCUCUCACCAGAGCACCGAGCACGAGCUGGAGGACCAAGUAAAUGAGUGGGCCAACAUGACGGGCUUCCUGUGCGCCCUCGGGGGCGUGUGCCUGCAGCGCAGGUCGCCGUCCUCGUCCUCUCGGGCGCUGGUGCCCGCCACCAGGUCGUCCCUGUACGGCGGGGGAGGGGGAAGCGGCACUCUCACCUCUCUGGACGCUCGCACCAAAGGGGGCGGAGCAACGGCCGGGGUGGCCGGAGGAGGCGGCGGGGGAAUGCUGACGCCGGGACAGGACAUCCAGUUCUGCCCAGUCACGCAGUUUGUGGGCCAGCUGUUGCGUCUGCUGGUGUGCCACAACGAGAAGUUUGGCACCCAGAUCCAGAAGCACGUCAAAGACCUGGUGGCCCACGAGAUGAGCCCGACCCUGUACCCGAUCCUGUUCGACCAGAUCAAGGCCAUCGUUGAGAAGUUCUUCGACCCCCAGGGACAGGUGACUGUGAUAGACACCAACACGCAGUUCAUUGAGCACGUCAUCUUCAUCAUGAAGAGUGUCUUUGAAAACCGAGUGGACCACACCACAGAGCACCUGGGAGUCACUAGCAUCGAGGCCAUGAUGCUCACCAUCGUCAGGUACGUGCGACACCUGGACACGACGGUGCAUGCGCUGCACAUCAAAACAAAGCUGUGCCAGCUGGUGGAGGCGACCAUGGCCCGGCGGGACGACCUGGCCUUCCGCCAGGAGAUGAAGUUCCGCAACAAGCUGGUCGAGUACCUGACCGACUGGGUGAUGGGCAACAGCCACCAGAUGGCACCUCCGGGCUGCGGGGAUGUGACGGCCAUCACCCGUGACCUAGACCAGGCAUGCAUGCAGGCAGUGGCUGCCCUCCUGCUCGGCCUGCCCUUACAGCCAGAGGAGAGCGACCGGGGAGAUCUCAUGGAGGCCAAGUCACAGCUCUUCCUCAAGUACUUCUCACUCUUCAUGAACCUGCUGAACGAGUGCAGCGAAGCAGCACCCGACGAGAAGGACGUGGGCCGCCACCGGCUCCAGUCGUCCAAAUUGGGCGAACUGCGCACCUGCACCAUCCAGGCCAUGUCCAACCUGCUCAGUGCCAACAUUGACUCUGGCCUGAUGCACUCUAUUGGCCUGGGCUACCACAAGGACUUGCAGACACGAGCAGCCUUCAUGGAGGUGCUCACCAAGAUCCUGCAACAAGGCACCGAGUUCGACAUGCUAGCCGAGACAGUGCUGGCCGAUCGGUUCGAGCAGCUGGUCCAGCUGGUCACCAUGAUUGGCGACAAGGGCGAGCUGCCCAUCGCCAUGGCCCUGGCUAGUGUGGUCAUCACCCCGCAGAUGGAUGAACUGGCCCGUGUGUUUGUGACGCUGUUUGACGCUAAGCACCUGUUGUCACCACUGCUGUGGAACAUGUUCUACAAAGAGGUGGAGCUGUCGGACUGCAUGCAGACGCUGUUCCGGGGCAACAGCCUGGGCAGCAAAAUCAUGGCGUUCUGCUUCAAGAUCUACGGGGCCUCGUACCUACACAGCCUGCUGGAGCCCCUGGUGCAGCCCUUGCUGCUGCUGGCCGACGGACCAAGCUAUGAGGUGGACCCGGCACGAGUGGACGACCACGAGGACGUCGAGGAGAACCGACGCUCUCUGCUUCAACUGACGCAGAAGGUCUUCAACGCCGUCAUCUCCUCCUCGGACAGGUUUCCUCCCCAGCUGCGCAGCAUGUGCCACUGCCUGUACCAGGUGCUCAACAAGCGCUUCCCCAACUUUCCACACAACAUCAGCGCUGUGGGCACUGUCAUCUUUCUGCGAUUCAUCAACCCGGCCAUCGUGUCCCCUUACGAGAUGGGCAUAGUGGACCGGCAGCCAUCGUCACGUGUCAAGAGGGGCCUGAUGCUCAUGUCCAAGAUCCUGCAGAACAUCGCCAACCACGUGGAGUUCAGCAAGGAGCAGCACAUGCUACCCUUCAAUGACUUCUUACGGGCCAAUUUCGAAGCUGGUCGCAGAUGGGUGAUGCAGAUCACGUCCGACUGCGAGUCGGUGGAGCCCGGCAGCCACAGCAUGUCGUUUGUGAGCGACGCCAACGUGCACGCCUUGCACCGGCUGCUGUGGAACCACCAGGAGAAGAUCGGCGACUACCUGUCGAGCUCGCGAGACCACAAGGCGGUCGGGAGGCGCCCCUUCGACAAGAUGGCCACCCUGUUGGCCUACCUGGGGCCACCCGAGCACAAGCCCAUGGACUCGCAGUGGAGCAGCAUGGACAUGACGAGCACCAAGUUCGAGGAGAUCAUGUCCAAGCACAACAUGCACGAGAAGGACGAGUUCAAGUCCAUCAAGUCACUCAACAUCUUCUACCAGGCGGGCACCUCACGUGCCGGAAAUCCCGUGUUCUACUACAUUGCCCGCAGAUACAAAAUUGGGGAGACCAAUGGCGACCUGCUCAUCUACCACGUCAUUCUCACUCUGAAACCUUUCUGCCACAAGCCGUUUGAGCUCAUCGUUGACUUCACGCACACUUGUGCUGACAACCGGUUCAGGACGGAGUUCCUGCAGAAGUGGUUUGUCGUGCUGCCGGAGGUUGCAUACGAGAAAGUCCAGGCCGCGUACGUCUACAACUGCAACUCGUGGGUGCGCGAGUACACCAAGUACCACGACCGCAUCCUGGCGCCGCUCAAGGGCAACCGCAAGCUGGUGUUCAUGGACACCCCGCAGCGGCUGCACGAGUACAUUGAGCCCGAGCAGCAGCGACUGCCGGGUGCCACCCUCGCCUUGGACGAGGACCUCAAGGUGUUCAACAACGCCCUCAAGCUCUCCCACAAGGACACCAAGGUCGCCAUUAAGGUUGGCCCGACAGCCAUCCAGGUGACCUCUGCCGAGAAGACAAAGGUGCUCAGCCACUCGGUUCUCCUCAACGACGUCUACUAUGCUUCCGAGAUUGAGGAGGUGUGCCUGGUGGACGACAACCAGUUCACGUUGACCAUUGCCAACGAGAGUGGCCCACUGUCCUUCAUCCACAACGACUGCGACAGCAUUGUCCAGGCCAUCAUCCACAUACGCACCCGCUGGGAACUCUCACAACCUGAUUCAGUGACGGUGCACACGAAGAUCCGACCCAAGGACGUUCCGGGCACGCUGCUCAACAUGGCCCUUCUCAACCUGGGCAGUUCGGACCCCAACCUGCGGACUGCUGCGUACAACCUCCUGUGCGCACUCACCGCCACCUUCGACCUCAAGAUCGAAGGGCAGCUGCUGGAGACUGCUGGUCUGUGCAUCCCGUCCAACAACACCAUCUUCAUCAAGCAGAUCAGCGAGAAACUGGCGACCAACGCGUCGCACCUAACGCUGGAGUUCCUGGAAGAGUGCAUCCAGGGCUUCCGGGCGUCGUCCAUCGAGCUGAAGCACUUGUGCCUGGAGUACAUGACCCCAUGGCUGCCCAACCUGACUCGCUUCUGCAAGCACUCGGACGACAGCAAGCGCCAGCGGGUGGCCACCAUCCUGGACAAGCUCAUCACGCUCACCAUCGAGGAAGUGGAGAUGUACCCUUCCAUCCAGGCCAAGAUCUGGGGCAAGAUCGGACAGGUGUCCGACCUGCUGGACAUGGUCCUCGACAGCUUCAUCAAGAGAAGUGUCACCGGUGGCCUGGGCUCGGCUCAGGCCGAGAUCAUGGCCGACACGGCUGUGGCUCUGGCUUCCUCCAAUGUCCAGCUGGUGGCCAUGAAAGUCAUCAGCCGCCUGUGCAGGGUGAUAGAGAAGACGUGCACGUCACCCACACCCACCCUCGAGCAGCACCUCAUGUGGGACGACAUCGCCAUCUUGGCACGCUACCUGCUCAUGCUGUCCUUCAACAACUCGCUGGACGUGGCCAGCCACCUGCCUUACCUGUUUCACAUCGUGACGCUCCUGGUGCACACUGGGCCGGUAUCCCUGCGGGCCUCCAUCCAUGGCCUGGUCAUCAACAUCAUACACUCUCUGUGCACCUGCACCAAACCUUCCUUCUCAACGUCCUCCCGACUGGUGUUUGCAGACACGCAGCGUGUCCUCAGGCUAAGCCUGGACGAGUUCUCGCUGCCCAAGUUCUACCACCUGUUUGGCAUCGGCAAGGUGAAGUCGACGGCAGUGACGGCCUUCCGGUCCAACUGCCGGCACGGCCUGCUGGACAGGUCCUUCGCUUGCGCCACAGCCGACCAGGAACGCAUGCCGCUCGCUUACCUUGAGAUCAUCACUGACGCCCUCCUCGAGAUCAUGGAGGCGUGCAUGAAGAACCUUCCCAGCUGCGACUGGCUCACCCAGUGGACGGCACUGGCUAAGAGCUUUGCAUUCCGCUACAACCCGGCCCUGCAGCCUCGGGCCCUGAUUGUGUUUGGCUGCAUCAGCAAGGGGGUGACAGACCAGGAGGCCAAGCAGCUGCUGCGCGUCCUCGUCAAGGCACUCGAGGCUUUCCAGGACUUGCAGCUGAUCGAUGCCAUCAUCAUGGGCCUGACGCGGCUGCAGCCUCUCCUGCGACCAGAGUCGCCCAUCCACCGGGCCCUCUUCUGGGUGGCCAUCUCGGUGCUGCAGCUGGACGAGAUGGCCCUGUAUGCCUCGGGACUGGCCCUGCUCGAGCAGAACCUGCACACGCUCGACUCGCAGGGCAUGUUCGACACACCACCUAACACCCUUCGGCACAUCAUGAUGAGCACCCGGGAGCCCCUGGAGUGGCACUUCAAGCAGCUCGACCACUCUGUCGGGCUCAGCUUCAAUUCCAACUUCCACUUUGCACUCGUCGGACACCUGCUCAAGGGUUUCAGGCACCCGACGGCGACGACGGUGUCCCGAACAGCACGGGUGCUCAGCAUGCUGUUGGGUAUCGUGGCCAAGCCACACAAGAGGGACAAGUUUGAGGUGACCCCAGAGAGCGUGGCCUACCUGGCUGCGCUUGUGUCGGUGUCAGAGGAGGUGCGCAGCCGUUGCCACCUGAAGCACCGGGUGUCGACGCGGGUGGCGUCGGAGGCCCUGGCACAAACACCGCCCAGCCCUGUGCCCACUUCCCUGGGGACGCAGUCGGCGUCGUCUUCCUCGACCGCCAUUGCCGGCGCUUCUUCUCCGUCAGCCACAGGCGCUGCGGCACCCAGUCCGCCAACCUUCCUCAUGCCAGCUGGGGGCAGCAGCAGUGCGAACCAGCUGCACCCUCCCCCUCCGUUGGGCCAACAGCAGCAGGGCGGCCGGCGCCAGAAGUCCUGGGACCUGCUUGACCAGAACGCCCUGGCACAGGCACGCCUCGCCAAGCAGGGGGCCCAGGGGGGAGGAGGAGGACAGUCUCCGCAGCAGCAGCAGCAACAACAACAGCAGGGUGGUGGGGGCACACCACCUGGCCCUCCAUCGUCGAGCAAAGACCCCAAGUUCUGGCGUAGCCUGGACACUGGCGAGGGUGGAGGCCGUCCUCUGUUCCGCACCCAACGGAGCAGCUCCAUGCCGACACCUCGCUCUCAGAAGGGCCCACCCGGCACGGCGGAAGGGGACGCUGCGCUGGCACCCCCGCGCUCGUCUCGCGUGUCCGUCUCCAAUGAGGACAAUGUCCUGCUCGACCCCGAGGUGCUCACGGACUUCCCCACCCAGGCCCUGGUGCUCACCGUCCUCGCAACCCUCGUGCGCUUUGCGACGGAUGAAAAUGAGACCCGUAUCCUGUACGAGUACUUGGCCGAGGCCUCUGUCGUCUUCCCCAAAGUGUUCCCUGUCAUUCACAGCCUGUUGGAUGCCAAGAUCACGACGGUGCUGUCACAGAACCACGACCACAUCAUCCUGAGUGCCGUGCAGUGCAUCAUCCAGAACAUGAUUGCCUGCGAGGACAGCAGCCAGCAGCAGCUGCACUACUUGCAGACCUGCGGCUUUGGGGGACUGUGGAGGUUUGCUGGCCCCUUCUCCACGAGCCAGACCAACUUGGACAAUGCCGAGCUGUUUGUCAACUGCCUGGAAGCCAUGGUCGAGACGAGUCUGCCGGCCGACGAGGGUGAGCUCAGCCAGUACCCGAGCUCCCUGUCGGUGGCCUCGGCCAUCAACCUCUCCUCCUCCAUGAGCAGUCUGACGCUGGCCUCGCCCACCGACAAGGACGGCGGGGCCUGCUCGGACGGGGGCGGGAGCGCACCCACGCCCGGGUCGGGUGCCCCGCCCGACCGUGCCCGCUCGGCCUCCCAACUGUCCAAGCAGCGCAGCUUCAAGUGCAAAAACCCCAGCGGGUCGGGGGCACCCAAGAGCGGACGCACUUCGCACUGAAGGAACAUUGCAUUUGUGACCGUUAAUCACGGGACCUUGCAACGAUGGCUGUGAUGUGAUUACCUUUCGUUGGACACCAUUACUCCACGGUGCCAGGCGAGGAUGUUCUCCGGUCUGCCCUGUGAAACCCAGCCUACGCUCCUGGGAUGGGACCAAGGUGUCUGCUUCCGACAACAUCCCACCGCGCACCACUAGCCGGGUCACCUGCUUCGUAUCGAGGCUGCUGCAGUCUCGGUGACUGCACCAUAUCUGGGUCGCCAGAUCUCUCGGGAACCUAGGGCAAGUGAUGUCUCAGCCUGUGGUUCAAGGCUGGCUUUAAUGUGUGAGGCAACCAUGGGCUCGACUUCGAUGGUUUCUUCUGCACAGAGGCCUAGAUGGCAGCGUGGUUGUGUCGUGAAAGACGUCUCUGUUCGUAUACCGAUUGGUACAAUGGCCUUGACAGGGCCAUCCAGUUGCGACCUAACUUGUGACUGCUGUGUCAGUGGCGAGGAAUUGGGCAGCACAUCUUCCAUUCCGGUAGCUUUAGUCGUGAUAGCUGCUGCACGCUCGUUGCAGUGUGCAUCACAUUGCCAUAGAACCACGUGCGAGAGCUUGACACUCUCGUCCUUUACGGGCUGCUUCGUGGUCUGACAGUUGUUCCUGUCAUUUCUUUCUAGCUCCACUCGUUUGACAAUAAUCGGAACUUCACUGCUAGCUAGCCCAGUCAUCACGGCACUUUGUCACCUGCUGAUGAAACCUCCACGUGACACUGUGGCUAGCGUCCUCGCAUUCCCCACAGCAGUCGCAGCUCCUCGCGACACACUAAUUUUAACGGAUGUGCGGCUCCAUAAUCUGUGUCUUGCGGCAGCACAGCUGCAGGUUCUGAACAGCUGUCUAAUGAAGAAGCAGCUUGUGGUGAGUUCUCUCAUGGCAAGCUGGAUUGGAGUGUAUGGUACCUCGUCUUGAAAGACACAUGCGCAGAAAAGUGUCUCCCGGCCUCUGUUCGGAGAAUCUUCUCUUUAGCAUCCACAUUUGUGGCGCUCUGGACGCAUUCCGGAGGGCUGCAGUUCAACUGCUUCAGUAUGGAUAAGAUCGUGACCAUUCGCAAUGAUUAUGCAAGCCUUCCUUUCUAGGCAGGUGAGGCCAAAAGUUCUUUUGUGAACUUAACAACAGGAAGCACAGUGUGACAGACCUCUGCAUUUAGCUCGAACUCUUGGGUCAAAUAUGUUGCUCCCUCGAAAUAGCUUUACGAAGGACAAGGACCAUCGCUUGAAAACUCUGCCGUUCUGAGGAUGAUCUGGUCUGGGGAGCGCACUGACAAUGCUCUAGAUCAAUAAGUUCAUUCUGUUAUCUUUCGAGAGAAGCUCGGGUUGAUAUCCGAUACGCUUGAAAACAAGUUAACGGAAGUGAAUCGUUCCGAUUGCUGGCAUCUUGCACACUGGAUUUCUUUUUUUCAGGACUGACAAUCGCCGAGGGUUCUUUCCACGUACCCUGUGAUUCACGAAGUGAUGCGAGAGCUUGACAUGAUUCGGGUCGUUAGGCGACCGAUAUGUAAAGAAAAAAAACUCAGUAGUGAAAUGGCCAAACAGUGUGCUGUGCAAAUUUCUGCAGUGCAUCCCUCUCAUAGUGCGGUGUUAACGGCAGUUAUCCCAGCUUUGUGUGAUUGGACAAUGGCAGCCACGUUGUUAUCAAUUGGCUUUGAUGUAGAAUGCGUUGAGUGAGGAGCGGCCGAACGUUAAACAUUCAGGUCACUCUUGGGUACUUGCGAGGAAGGCUGCCCACACCAUGCAUUUACAACUCUGGACAUUUCCAUUGGAAUAUGAGGACCAAUGCAUCCUUUAUUUUAUGCAUGAGCAGGCAACGCUACGCCACUUCUCUUGCCUUCCGCUUUCACAAACACGAAGCAGGGCAUCAAAUAUGGGAGAAAGACACGUUGAGUAUGUGUGAUAUAAUUUCGAUGCUCAUGCCUUCACAUCGCGAUAUGUUAUGUAAUUAUGACGCAGAAGGUGUUCUAGGUGUGAACCUAUUUACCUCCGAGCGACGGGCUGGUACAUUUCAGCCACAGUGAACAGUGGGGAUUCAUGGGGCCAAAACUCUGAUAUCCCAAAGAUGCACAGAGAAUAUGUGACUUGACAUAACCUCAUGCUAAGUUUUAUUUGUAAUGUGUGAAGCACAGUUACACCUCGAUAUGAUGAACUUCAAUGUAACGAAAUUCUCUAUAUAACAAAGUAUUUCAGUCUUUUUUUAAAUGUCCAUAGUACACCACUUAUAUUUUGCUCAAAUAUAACGAAGUGUGUUUAUCCAUAAUUUCAUCGUAACAAAGUUUGAUCUCUAACCAAAGAGGAAUUGCAGGCAGUAAAUUGAAGCUUGUGAUGAUGCCAGCGGUCAUAUUGUUGACUUGCACGCGGCUUUUGUCAACGGACUUUUCAAGUCGCGCACUACGUGACCGAGUGCAGCCGCCGCAGCAGGGAAGCGUUUUCUGGCAGCACAGUGCAGAAACGUU
Rhipicephalus sanguineus (brown dog tick) is the source of this 11146-nucleotide messenger RNA. RefSeq names its product neurofibromin (gene Nf1). The transcript has 50 exons. The coding region runs from base 61 to 8664 and encodes 2867 amino acids. The record is from RefSeq and is a predicted model, not a curated record. Gene Ontology annotation, biological process: regulation of GTPase activity. NCBI's taxonomy places the organism in Eukaryota, Metazoa, Arthropoda, Arachnida, Ixodida, Ixodidae.